AUGGAUUAUGAUCAAAGAAGGACUUUUGUGAGAACACCAGUCUUGGUGGCAGGGGUGGAGAAGGGCGGUCAAAGGUUUCCAACAAAUGAAGAGCGGCCACGUCCUAGAUGCGCGCCCUGGAGAAACAAUUUGACUAGAAACCUCUUCUUUGCUGCAUUCUACGACAAGAUCCACGUGUACAAGCCGUGUUUCCCGGAGCAGGCUCUGGGGAACGAGCCGGACCUGGUAUUUUCUCUUGCGAGCUCGGGCCUGAAUCACUUUGGCUACAUUGACGAAUAUCAUCCGCAUGCCAUCAAUUACUUGAUAGUGAGCGACCUUGGCAACGAGGAGAUCUUGGCAUGUGUUUGCGAUGAUGGAGACGUCAUUGCGUAUCACACUCGGGCUAUCUUCGAAGCAGUGGAGCAAUCGAAUGUCAAGCAAGCGGCUAAAGGGGCAACGGUCGAGGACCCUCGGCCAUUUUUCGUUGAAAAUGUUACGCUAAGCGCCUGGGGCCUUGCGAUCCACAAAGAAGCGCGGAUGAUUGCCGUCAGCGCAAAUAAUCAUGAAAUCAAGGUUUACGCGUUUGCCUUGACGGGGCAACGAGAGGAGUCACCAUAUUUACCCGUCGGAGAAGCCCCCCAUAGCUCUCGGCCUCCUUUCGACGGAGGCGUCUCUGGGAAUUGGGAAGAGUAUUGCUCAGACAGUCCACGUAGGAGAGAUCGGAACUGGUCUAUAGAUCUUAUUGGGCACCAAACAAAUAUUCCAAAUGUUGCCUUUUGUAACACGGCUGAUGAUCCUGAGGGCCGAUGGCUCGCCAGUACGGACAUCAGUGGGGUCACAGUCAUAUGGGAUGUGUGGGCCAGAACGGCGAUUCGAGCAUUUCACUUUGGCCAUCAAUCGCUAGGAGCCCGCGAUUUGCUCCUCGAGCCAACUCGCGGAUGGGGCGUAUUUUGUCUAGACCCUAGGUCUUUCAGAGUGACUCGCGGUGCUGAAGAGACGUUUGGCUGCCAGCCACAGCUUUACAAGGACUGCUGGGAUGCAACAGCAGCACGGGAGAAAAUAUCUGAUACUUCGAUUUGGCACUCUGAUUUUAUGCUUGCAGCCGUUCAGAAUUACCAACAAGGACUGGAUGCUGAAAAUGACAUGGACCAAUCACCGUCGGAGGACGAGGGGGAGGAGGAGGAGGAAGAAGAAGAAGAGGGAGAGGAGGGAGAGGAUGAAAUCUCAGCUGCGGCUGGUCUUCUCCCAUCAGAUACUGCUGAUCUCUAUGAACAUCUCACAGGCGACAUGGAAAUGGAAGAUGAUUCAGAAGAGGAAGAAGAAGAGGAGGACACGGACGAUGCACAGCCUGGAAUUCCUAUGAACCAGAUGCUUCCCGUGCACGGGGUUCAGGAAGUCCUUGAAGAAAUCCAAGAAGCUGCUCAGGCGGCUGCUUCAUCACCUCCUAUUCAUCAUCCUACUCCGAACGUUGCUGCAACACCUCAGACGGCAGAGACUCCCACCGACCUCUCAGCAGGUACUGGACAAGUUCAAGCACAGCUUGGUCCCGGGCAGCCACAACCAAAUCAACAAUAUACAAACCCCCAACUUGCUUCCACGCAGUCUCGACAAACUCAAACCCAACAUCAGCCAUCAAGUAUUUCGCAAGGUCAUCAUCAUCCCCAUGCCAAAAAUUACUUCCGCGUACCAUUCUGCCUCCUGCACACAUCCGAAGUCGACAUUCGCCUUGUAGACAAGCCCUCCGACCGCCUUCGCCCUUCCGUAAGCAUCCGCAAUCCCCUCCACCAACGGCUCCCUCCACACUUGAGCUGGCUCGACCGCUUCACUCGUCUCAACAUGCUCGCGUCGAUCCCUGAACUCGGUCUCCUCAUUAUCGGGUCUCAAGUCGGACGCGUUAGUAUUUUCGCUUUAACUCGUUCUCGCAACCCCCCACAACUAGCGUUCCGUCUUGAUGCCAUUCUGCCAUUCAAGUCCCAGGAAGAAGCCGGCCAGCGUCCAAAUUACCCACUAAUGGGCAUCGCCGUGGGACCGGUACAAGGGAGAGAAAUGUCCUCUUCGACUCGCCCCCGUGCGGAAAGAGGCAAUUCUUCAUCUUCCGAUGACGACGAAGAAUACGAAUACCAAUCGACUCGAACCCCCAAGGAAGACACACGCGAACCAUCCGAGCGUACCGAUAUUGACGUUGACGGCUCCGGUAGUGCUAGCACAAGUACCCCCGAGCCCUGGCGCGCAGUGGAAUCGAAUCGCAGAUACCGCCUCAUGCUGACAUACUAUGAUAACACGGUCCUAAGCUACGAGCUAGGCAGAACGAGAUACGGAGGCGGCAGUGAAUUUGUAGUAAUUGGCGAGAGCGAGAGCUAUGGUGAUGAGCAGCAUGCUGAGAGAAAUUCAGGUGCUGGUGCCGGCAGCAGCAGGAAAAGAGAUGCCGCCACGGCUGCGGCGGAUUUGAGAGAACGCUUGCUCAUGAUUUGA
This is a messenger RNA of Xylona heveae TC161, 2451 nucleotides long. RefSeq lists its product as hypothetical. The coding region runs from base 1 to 2451 and encodes 816 amino acids. The record is from RefSeq and is a predicted model, not a curated record. Gene Ontology annotation, molecular function: protein binding. Lineage: Eukaryota; Fungi; Ascomycota; Xylonomycetes; Xylonales; Xylonaceae. The transcript is spliced from 5 exons.